UCCUCUUAACAAAUCACCAAUGGAAUCUACAAGUCCUCUACAAGUCCCAGAGCUUCUGGCAAAUGUUCUCCAUUUUCUCGAUAAGAACUCACUUCUCUUAUGCUCCAUGGUUUCUACUGAAUGGUCAAAAAUUUGUACGCCACUGCUCUGGGAGUCCUGUUCGUUCUCUGCAGAGCAAUACAGUCUGUUCCAUCAAGUCUUUGAUCAGCAUGCCUUUUUGAUUCGAAAUAUGGAAGCCAAACACCGUUUGAUUGGAGGCGAGAUGAGGUUUGUUGCCCAACAAUGCACUAACUUGUCUACACUUACGCUUCGCUACUGUCAAGUCACACCCUCCAGCCUCGAUGUCCUCUGCAAUGGCAUUGCUCGAGUCCGACAUUUGGUGUUUGAUCAUUGUAUGGGUGUCAACAGUACUAGCGUAGGCGCACGACUUCCAAAGCUGCCGAGUCUAUCGAGCCUUGAAAUCGCUGUCCAUGCACAAGAUCGAGGCAGUGGAGAUUGGCGUGAGAACGAUAUGGUUAUCCUUUUGACCGGCUGUCGCUGUCUCAAGUCACUAAAGGUUGACGGCCCAGAUCUAUCACAUGUCCAUCUCCUAGGGAUCAAGCGACAUGAAGAACCUUUACCCAUAAAGCAUCUUCAUUUAGUUUCAACGUUCAUUUCUGAACCAGCACUCAAGAAUAUUUUGAGACAGUGUCCCGAGUUGUCAACUUUGGUUCUGCUACAUAACGCCAAUAAGAAUGCCACCGUCCAUGCCAUUGCAGAAACCUGUCCUAAUUUGAAAAUGCUGGAACUAAGGAACUCUAAAAGUGUGACCGCCUCCACAUUCGGCUCUAUAUUCAAGAAAUGCCCCUUGUUGACAAAGUUGGAUGUUUCGUACACGUUGAUCAAUGAUGUAGGAGCACUCGCAUUAGCUCAAAACUGUCCACAAUUACGGGCCCUGGAUCUGACAGGAUGUUCAAGAAUAACUCAUACAGCAUCCAAAGAGCUGCUGGCCAGGCUAUCUCGCCUACAGGAGCUAAAAGCCGGUGGAUGUCCCAAGCUUAAGAUUGAAGGUUUUUCUUCGGAAGAGGAAUGGGCAAGUCGGGAUUCAUUGGAGAUAUUGGAGAUUCCACACGUAGGAAUACGACCUGGUGUGGAUGAUUUGACCAGCCUGUUGCGGCACCUGAGCUCGUUGCGAAGACUCCGAAGACUAUGUGUGGAUGAGGGUGUGGGUCAGGAUAAUGUAUUGCAAGCUUUUAUCGCACAAAGGAGCGAUGUAUCCUUGAUCAUUCUUGAGCCUCUUGAGCGACCAACAUAAGAAUAAUGCACGUGUAUGCACGUGAUAGAAAAAUCACUGCAUAUGCUACAAUUUUGUCUGAACAGUAAUUUAUACUUUUUUCCUUCUUGUCUUUUCUUCUUUGACCCGUCCUGUUCUUCCUCUUCUCCCUCCUCCUUCGCCUCACCCUCUUCCGUACAUAAAAAAAAAAGACUGAUUUCCCUCGUUAUCGAUUGCCAUUGAUUCAGUGUGCUCUCUCCACAAAGGAAAUCAUAAAAAAAAAAAAAAAAAAAAAA
This is a messenger RNA of Lobosporangium transversale, 1548 nucleotides long. RefSeq lists its product as hypothetical. Gene Ontology annotation, cellular component: SCF ubiquitin ligase complex. Lineage: Eukaryota; Fungi; Mortierellomycota; Mortierellomycetes; Mortierellales; Mortierellaceae. The transcript has a single exon. The coding region runs from base 20 to 1294 and encodes 424 amino acids. Gene Ontology annotation, biological process: SCF-dependent proteasomal ubiquitin-dependent protein catabolic process. The record is from RefSeq and is a predicted model, not a curated record. Gene Ontology annotation, molecular function: protein binding.